UCUCGACGCGCAACACCUUUCCUCGCAGAUACCUACACUCACAACUACGAGGGGGGAGGUGGUGCACCUGCAUCGCAUUCGCAUUCGUCGCGCUCAUCGAGAAGGCUAGCGCGCAAUGGCUCCCAAACGCACACCUAGCGCUCCAUCUACGCCUUCCAAGAAGCUGAAGGCUGGCCCUACAGCUUCUCCCUCAUCGCCUAGCAAAGGUCAGCCAAAGCUGGCGGCAUUUCUCGCCAGGAGCACUGAUCAAGCGGAAACGGCAAGCCAAGGCUCGAGCACCCAGAUCCAUGCGCAUAUAUCUGCAAGCGAUGCUGCGGAGGAGAGCGAUGAGGCGAUGGCGCGCCGUUUGCAGGCGGAGUGGGAUGCGGUCGACAGCGCAAGCUCGCAAAGGGUGCACACAGAGGGGGCGCCCACGGCUGCCAUGAGAGCGUCGGAUGAUGCUGCCGGUGCGUCGUCUAACGAAAAGACGCUAUGUUUUGGCGACGAGCCAUCAUCUUCGUCACGCGACGCGGAGCCGGCAAACUUGUCGACCCCGGCUUCUGCCAGAUUCGACAUUGAGCGCAUGCUGGAGCACAUUCAUUCUCUACCCCUCGAAGAGGAUCCUCUUUCCUUUUCGGCAGACGUGGAUGUGAGCUCUUGGCCCGUCACAGAGGCCAAAGCGGGGCGCAGCAGCACUUUGCAGGCCGGUCUUCCUCGAGCACCGUUUGCGCUCUUUGCCAGAGCAUGCGAGCUGCUCAGCGCCACGCAGUCCCGCAUUCUGAUCCUCGCAAUCUGCACCAACACCAUCAGGCUGCUCAUCCGACACGACCCUGCAGCGGUCGGACCUGCAACACUGCUGUUCAGCAAUCAUAUCGCGCCGCCACACGAAUCCAUAGAGCUGGGGGUUGGAGGUAGCAUCAUCAACCAAGCUAUAAAGGAGACGACGGGAGCCUCACCACGUUUGCUCAAACAGCUAUGGGACAAGUGGGGCGAUCCAGGCGACGUGGCGUUCGAAGCGCGCAAGGGCGUACGAGCUCUCGUACAGCCCGGUCCUCUCAUCAUCACCAAAGUGUUCGAAUCACUGUAUGCCAUCGCAGCAAUGUCCGGCUCUGGCUCGCAAGCUUCAAAGAAGCAAAUCGUGACCAAAUUGCUGGUAGCUUGUCGCGGAGAGGAGACGCGCUUUCUGGUACGGACUCUGAUCAGUCACCUUCGAGUCAGGGCAGUGCGCACCACGCUCGCCAGUGCUCUUGCGCGCGCUUUUGCUCUAGAUGGUGUGGCGUCUGCACAUCAGACAAGCAUGUGUGUUGGCGUGGCAGAAAGAGAGGGUGUCAAGACUCGAGCGGUGAAGAAGGAGCGGUCAGAUAGGUGGGAGAGCGUCAUGUCAAAGCUCGCUCGAGCUGAACGGGUCGUUCGAGAGGUGAGGGCAAGAUGUCCUGACUUUGGUCGCAUCGUAGCUGCACUGCUCAGCUGCGGCAUUGAUGAGCUCAGCCGGCGAGUUCCCCUUGCAGUUGGCACUCCACUAGCACCGAUGCUCGGCUCCAUCACUCGCUCGCUGCCAGCCAUGCACGAAAAGUUGGGCGAUCGAGCAUUCGUGUCUGAGUUCAAGUAUGACGGACAACGCGUCCAGAUUCACUGCCAAAAGUUUGACACGAGCGAGCUGGUGGAGGCUAGGAAGAGGCUCAAAGGCGGCAAGGGAAGGUGGGUGGGAGAACAACGAGAAGUUUUUGUGCGUCUGUUUUCGAGGCAUUUGGAGGAUAUCACCGACAAGUAUCCCGACUUGUGCGAGAUGAUGCCGCUGCUGACCGGCGCGUCGUGCGAGUCACAAGUGGGCGCAUCGAGCGCACCUCGCGACGUCCAGUCCUUUGUCAUGGAUGCUGAAGUCGUCGCGCUCGGACCUGCGUCGGAACUCUUGCCAUUUCAAACAUUGGCUUCACGAGGUCGCAAAGAUGUCCAGCUGGAUGCCGUCAAGGUUCGCGUCGGCAUCUUUGCCUUCGACUUGAUGUAUCUCGACGGUGCACAGCUGCUGCGCAAGUCCUUUCGAACAAGACGCAAGUUGAUGCAAGAUCGACUGGCGCCUUUCAAUCCGACCAAUCCCAAACUAGCUAGGUUUCUGCACGUCCAAAGUAGCGAGAGCACAGAUCCGGAUGAGGUCAAGGCCUUUUUCGACGAGGCUCGCAACUCCAAAUGCGAGGGGAUCAUGAUCAAGUCGCUAGAUCAUCAUUGGGAGAGCGACGUUGCGCUGGAAAUGCUUCAAGAUGAUGUGGGAGAGGAAGUCACGCAGGAGGACCUUGAUCAGCCUACUUUUGAGAAUGACGUGGAUGUUGGCAAGGGCGUGAAUGGACGCGGCAAGGCCUUGCUGAGCAGUUACGAGCCCGACAAGCGCUGCGAGUCGUGGCUCAAGGUAAAAAAGGACUACAUCGAGGGUAUUGGCGACACGUUGGACCUUGUGCCCAUUGCCGCGUGGCACGGCAUGGGACGAAAGAAUGAAUGGUGGUCUCCAGGUGAGGCGCGCGAGGUGGUGGGGUGCGCGCGCCGUGCUGAUUGGCUUGGUCUCUCUUUAGUCCUGCUGGCGACGUACGACAAAAUGACUGGACAGUACAUUGCGCUGUGCAAAUGUAUCUCUGGUUUUACAGACGCAGAGUACAAGAGCAUCAAAUUUGAUCGCUUCAAAGAGGAUGGUGGAGCUUGCUACAGCGCUCGAACGGAAGACUGUCGUGACGACUAUGACACUGGAGGACUCUUUCCAGAUGUGUGGUUUGAGCCGAAAGAGGUCUGGGAGAUUCGAGGUGCGGACAUUACCCUCUCACCAGUCUACACUGUAGCAAAGGGACAGAUUGCGUCUGAUCGAGGUCUCUCGCUUCGAUUUCCGCGCUUUAUCAAGCGGCGAGACGCAUCUGACAAGGGCCCAGAGGAUGCUACGACACCGGAGCAAGUUGCGCACAUGUAUCGUCAACAAAAUCACGCGGACCAGCGCGCUGGUGAAGAGGAUGUGGAGGAGCUGUAGAGGCACGUAUGUGAGGAUCGAGGAUGGGCGCGCACAUGUAGCGGCUGUGGGAGCAUGGGCGCACGCGAGGAGGGAGGCUAGCGCAGGGCGCGCCGCGCUCCGAAUCAGCGUCGACUCGAGGCAAGACCGGGAGAGCCGUCGAUCGCACCCGAGUCCAACUCAUGUGCCAAGCACUCCACCAUCCGUCCGAUGCGACGAGACGUGAAGAAGAGUGAUGGCGACUUUAAAGGAUGUGAAGAGAAGAGAAGAGAAGAGAAGAGAAGAGAAGAGAAGAGAAGAGAAGAGGAAUCGAAAUCGGGAGAAAAGGGGG
Ceraceosorus guamensis is the source of this 3293-nucleotide messenger RNA. RefSeq names its product ATP-dependent DNA ligase. Bases 116 to 2983 code for a protein of 955 amino acids. Gene Ontology annotation, biological process: mitochondrial DNA repair; double-strand break repair via alternative nonhomologous end joining; lagging strand elongation. Gene Ontology annotation, molecular function: DNA ligase (ATP) activity; ATP binding; DNA binding. The transcript has 14 exons. Gene Ontology annotation, cellular component: DNA ligase III-XRCC1 complex. Lineage: Eukaryota; Fungi; Basidiomycota; Exobasidiomycetes; Ceraceosorales; Ceraceosoraceae. The record is from RefSeq and is a predicted model, not a curated record.